Messenger RNA from Adineta ricciae, 5334 nucleotides. The record is from the annotation of a GenBank genome assembly. NCBI's taxonomy places the organism in Eukaryota, Metazoa, Rotifera, Eurotatoria, Adinetida, Adinetidae.
AUGCUACUAAUCCAAAACGGAAUGUCUCAAUCAGUAUAUUCAUGUCUUUGUUUUUGUUUAUUUCAGAAUGAUCUAACACCAUUACAUUGUGCUGUUCAUUAUAAUCAUGAAAAUAUAGCUCUACUUUUAUUGCAACAUGCUGCAAGUCCACAUGUAACAGCGCGCAAUGGUUACACACCAUUACAUAUCGCAGCGAAGAAAAAUGCGAAGGCUAUUUCUGAAACAUUGCUAGAAUACAAUGCGAAUACCAAUGCUCAAUCAACAGGUGGUUUUACACCAUUACAUUUGAGUUGUCAAGAUGGUCACCUGAAUGUGACAACACUUCUUCUGGAAAACCAAGCAAAUCCGAACACUGGAUCGAAAAGUCAACUGACACCAUUACACUUAUGUGCGCAAGAAGAUCGUGUUCAAUGUGCCGAAGCAUUAAUCCGUAAAAAUGCAGAUAUUAAUGCUCAAACAGUUACUGGUUAUACAAGUUUACAUGUUGCUUGUCAUUUUGGUCAUAUCAAUAUGGUUCGGUAUUUACUUAAACUCGGUGCCAACGUUAAUGCAGAAACAAAUCUCAUGUUCACACCACUUCAUUCAGCUGCUCAACAAGGACAUGUUAUGAUUGUUAAAUUAUUACUUGAACAUGGUGCUUCGCCAAAUAAAACAAACAAACAUGGAAUGACUGCGUUAUCCAUUGCACAACGUCUUGGUUACAUAUCCGUUGUCGAAGAACUCAAAGGUGUUACUGAAGCAACACUUGUGAAUAAACAAGAAACAUCAAGCGAAGAGCGUUAUAAGAUUCAAGCACCGGAAGUCUCUCAUGAAGAACAUCCAGUCACAGAUUCUGAUGAUGAAGCAGAAGAUAGAAAAACAGAUGAAGAUGAUAUUGUCUAUCCUGAACUUGGAUAUUUUGAUAUGGCGAGAGCCAUAAACAAUUUAAAGUCUCAACAAAAAACGACUCAAGACAUGCUUGGUGAUGCUAGUUCAAAUGUGCAUAUGCAAUACUUACGCGAAGGUGUUCUCAUGAAUGAAACCGAAGAGAAUAAACUUCAUCCAACAUCAUUUGUUAAAGAAGAUUCCGAAUAUCCAGCAUUAGCAACAAAAGAUAAUUGGAAUGAAAGUCGAGAUAAUCUUCUCGAUCAUUCACAAACGCCAAUAAAAAUUUCUCAAACAAUGCCUGCCGAUAAUGAGAUGAUUAGUAGACCACGACAUGGAGGAUUUUUGGUGAGCUUUUUGGUCGAUGCUCGUGGUGGUGCUAUGCGUGGAUGUCGACAUUCGGGUGUACGGGUUAUUAUUCCACCCAAACGUGCCAGUAUGCCGACAAGAAUUACAUGUCGAUUCAUCAAGCGUGAUAAACUAGUUGUACCUCCACCGAUUAACGAAGGUGAAGCAUUAGCAGCAAGAGUUUUGGAAGUUGGACCUGUGAAUUGCAAAUUUCUCGGGCCUGUCAUUCUUGAAAUUCCUCACUUUGCUUCAUUACGAAAUCAUGAACGCGAAAUUAUUGUUCUACGAAGUGAUAACGGUGAAAAAUGGACAGAACAUACGGGUCCAAUCACAGAUGACGCUGUGCGCGAAACACUUGGUGAUGCUUUCGAAUCCGAAGGACUCGAAUCUACUGAACAACUCAAUUCACGUCGAAUAACUCGUAUUAUCACUAAUGAUUUUCCACGUUAUUUCGCAUUGAUAACACGACUACAUCAGGAAUCGCAUUUUGUCGAUGAGCAUGGUGGUCUCUUAACAUCAACAAUAAUUCCAUCAUGUCAAGCUCAUGUACCUGAAAAAGCUUUACAAAAACGUAUUCGCGUAUCACUUCACGUUUUACCGAUUUCUUCUCAAACGAUUCAACGUGUCUACGGAUCACGUGUUAAUGUUAGUCCUGUCGUCACAGUCGAGCCACGUCGAAGAAAAUUUCACAAACCAAUUACCGUAACAAUUCCAUUGCCAACGAAAGCAAACAAGCAAGGUACUUCGAAAGAUGCACAGCAUGGCAAUGCAUACACCAGUGAUUCUCAAACCUUACGAUUAUUAUGUAGCAUUACGGGUGGUACACAUGCCGCACAAUUCGAUGAUAUCACAGGACAUACUCCAUUGACAUUCUCCAACGAUUGUGCGACGUUUACAACAACAGUUUCAGCCAGAUUUUGGCUAAUCGAUGCGCAAGGUGUACCUGAUGUUCUAAAAUUAGCUCAUGAAAUCUAUCGCGAAGCAUCUGCCGUCCCGUAUAUGUCUCGUUUUGUUGUUUUCGCAAAACGAAACGAUCCCAAUGAAGCAUUAGCACGUCUUUUCUGUAUCACUGACGAUAAAGAAAACAAAACAUUAGAAAUGCAAGAGCAUUUCAUUGAAAUCGCCAAAUCCAGGGAAGUGGAGGUUGUUAACGGAAAUACGAUCUAUUUGGAUUUACAAUCGACUAAUUUACAAACUAUUACAAAAACAAAUGAACAAUUAACAUUUACAUUUCGAGCAUUUCGAGAAAAUCGUUUGCCGUGUGUUAUUCGAAUACGUGAUCAACAACAAGAACCAUCGGGACGUGUUGUUUUCUCUAAAGAUAAUGGAAAGUUAACACCUAUUCCGAGAACAUCAUCAGUCACAAUGACGAAUGGUCAUGCACCAGCAAACACUUCUGUUGAUCCGCAAACACUACAGCCGAUCUGCAAUUUGAAUAUCAUCCUACCAUCUUACGAUAAGGAUGCACUGGGACACGAGGAACGUCUUCGAAAUCUUCAUUCUGUUGAUCGUGAACCACGUUCAGAAAGUUGGCGAUCGGAUGAUAUGUAUCGAAAAGGUGAAAUUCGUCUAACUGACAUCGCGAAAUCCCUUGGCUCAGAAUGGCCAACACUCGCUGCUGAACUCGAACUCACUGAAGAAGAAGUGACAAAAUUGAUGGAUGAAUAUGGACAAAAUGCUGCUUUGCAUAUGUUACGUUACUGGCUUAAAUCACGCGGCACUGAUGCAACGGGUAACUGCCUUCAACAAGCUUUACGUAAAAUUGGUAAAGAAAAUAUUGUGCACAAUUGUGUCUUUAACAUCGAGUGGGUAACUGAUGCCGCCGAGAAAGAAGUUGCUAAAGCUCGUUUAACAAGUCGCGGUGGCAGUAUUGAAGGAUCAGGAUAUGGUGGACGUCGCUUCGAUGAAGGUUUUGAAAGUGAUGAAGAAUAUGAACGUCGUCGUUAUGUAAGAUCUACUGAUCAUGAUGAUUCGACAGGAAAACGACGAAGCACAGAUAUUGGCGAAGGACGCAUCACACCAUUAUCACCGCUUUACACAAAGGCCAGACCACCAGUUCAACGAAACGAUGACUUUAGUGUCGUUCAUAUUGCCAAGGAACCAACGCCAAUCUUAGCAGAAAAUGAACCAUUAUCAAAACCUGCUCCGCCUGUUAUGGAUACUAUUGUUCAGCAAACUUAUGUUUCUCCAGCUAAAUUGGAUCUCAACAAAUUAGAUGAAGAUGUGUUACAUGCACAACCGACAGUAACAGCAACCGAGCAGUUAGCUGAACAAACAGCUCAAUUACUUGAUGAUAUUCCACCUACACGUGCUGUGUCCGCUCAAGCAGCACCUGCCGUAGGUGAACGCUUGAUAAAAUCGAAAAUAAUACCCGAUCAAGCACGUGCAUUAGCACAUGCAUUGAAACAUGCUGUUGUGAAACCAUUGAAAAAAUCGAUGAUGACAAAAAAGAAAUCCGUUGAUAUAAGUAACAACGAACUACAAGCAGCACCGGCAAUAUCGAUUCGAUCAGCAAAUGUAAAUGAGACUUCCGAACCAUUACUAACCGAAGUCCCUGUUGAUUCAAAUGAAUCAACUACUUCUCUUCCGCUAACACCACCGCCAGCUAAACCACCUCGCCAUGGCGAUGAAUCAGGUUCAUCCUCAUCUACUGAGAUUAGUUCACCACCUGCAAAACCGCCAAGACAUUUCUCUUUGUAUGGUGCUAGUAGUAGUAGUAAUAAUAAUAAUAAUAAUAAUAACAGUACCGACCCUACACUCAUUCAACAAACUGAUAAUGUCGUCAAGAAAGUUCUGAAUCUUGUCGAUACAUUUGGUAUUAUAUCUGAAAAUGAUACGGACAUGAAUAUUCUUCGACAAGCAUCUGCUCCGCCGAUUUAUAUUCAACAGCCGUCAAACAGUAACGAAUUGGCCGAUGAAAAACUCGCUCUUAACGAAACUGUAGAAUCAUUCACUGUCGAUCCAGCAAGAGUCACUCUAAUCACAGAUUCACCAGUGAUAACAAAAUCGAUCAGUGAACCAUUGAGUAUCACGUCAACGGCAUCAAAUGAUGUAACCGAACAGUCAUCUGAACUACCUUCAGCACCAAAUGAAAUUACAGAAUUCGCGAAACACAUGUCUGAGAAUAUUUUGCAACAAGCCGAAAAAGCAUUUGAAAAAUAUGAUCAAGCUACAAAUAAUCUCAAUUCAAGUACAAAUAACAAGCAACAAACAUUACCAAUAAAAGUUUCAGUACAAACAUCCUCAACAAGUAAAACAUCUCGUGACGAUCCACCAACAUUAUCUGAGACUAUAUCGACACCAGAUGAGUCCUCUACUUCGCCGAUAACGCGUCCGCUAACGCUCGUUUCAGUCGACUCAGGUUCGAAUACCACGAAAACCACUUCACCCUUACUCGAUAUUGUGACGACGAAAUCAACUCCGAAAAUAACAACCUCCGUGACUGUUAUUAGUCCACCACAGCCGGAACUAACAUCAUCGACAACAAAUCUGCAAUCGGACGAAGAAGAACUUUCCACGAGUACUUCAACACUAAUGCCUAACAGUGUAACAUCCGAUCGUUCAAAAACUUUACUAACCAGUAGUAAGGAGAGUAGCGUUGACUCAAAUGACAUUAGUCCGUUCGAUACACCCAUCGCGCAACAGUUGAAUACAGGUAGUGCAACACCCGCACGUUCACUACUAUCUGAUUAUGAUAAUUUACAUGGUUCAUAUGGAAGUCUCAAUGAUGAUACACAACAUCCAUUUCCUCCGGUACUUCCGUCAUCGUUAGUCGCUUCGGAAACAGCUACAUCAGUUGCACCAACAAGUGCAUCGUCUGUAUCAACAAUAUACGAAACCGCAGAUACUUCACAAGCAUCAUCGUCAACAGCCACCUACGUGACCGCUCAAGGCGCUAAUACGAACGUUACUUCGAGUAAUUCAACACUGUCUGCAGCGCAUAUAAAUUCAGAUAUAAGCGAUGAAGAUCUUGUUGAAUCAUAUGAUGUCGAAACGCCAGUAUUAACAUCAACCGAUCCAUUUCGAUCGCCCGAAGACCAUCUGGAGAGCAGUACCAGUGCUACUGAGCAAUCAGCAACUACUUCGAAUAAAGAAGUUCAAGAUGAAUCGAGAACUUCAUAA